Messenger RNA from Coregonus sp. 'balchen', 21110 nucleotides. NCBI's taxonomy places the organism in Eukaryota, Metazoa, Chordata, Actinopteri, Salmoniformes, Salmonidae. The record is from the annotation of a GenBank genome assembly.
AUGCCUGCGGUUGGAGCCGUGGGAGUCGGGCUGCUCUGCGCACUGCUUGUCGCCCUCAUGCCGGGUGCCAUGUCGGAAAUGGCGACUCUGGUGCAGGACCCGGUCCGACCCGAAUCGUCCCUUCUGAAGCCAAAAAUCAUGAUCGCCAUUCUGGCUCGCAACGCGGCGCACAGCCUGCCGCACUACCUGGGCUGCAUCGACAGGCUAGACUACCCGAAGGAGCGGAUAGCUAUAUGGUGAGAAACGCAACUAACUUUCUAAUAACUUUUUUCGGCCAAAUUGUCUCCAAUACAGCACCAAGUCACGUAUAGAUCCGCGCGGCCCGCUACAAUUCUGGAUUUGGACAUUAUUAGGCUACAAAAAAGUGCACGCAUAGAAGUAGCCUAACUUAAAGCUGUUAUUGUUGUCGGGUAUUAUAAUAAGAACCUCCUGUCCACGUAAAGGACAGAGAUGCGGCUGUUAGCGUCAACGAGACCUGUUGCUGCGUUUUACAACGCACUCUCCUGGCGUGUCUCCCGGGCUCCUAAUUGCAUGUUUGGAUAAGAUGAAAAGGUAGAGCAUGUUAAUGAUGGUGCACUUUUUCAUUACGCACACACUGCGGAAAUCAGGGGACCUAAAACAGCUGCCAGGUAUGGGGGGAUGGGGGCCCCUAAAGAAAAAAAAGGCUCCAUCAUCAAUUUUCCAUAGGCAGUUAGUUUGAGGAUCAUGAUUGCAGUAGUAAGGCAUGGCCAGCAGGCAGCCUGCCUGGAGAUGGGAGAGAGUAAGUGGACACCAGACACUGAGCGGCUCAGAAGGUGGGAGCUCAGCUAGCACACUAAGGAAGUCAUGUGUAAAGUGCUGGGGAGAGAAUCACAGGAUAGAUGGAGGGAUCUGGAUGACUAGUCUACAGGGACAGAACAAGUCAGUACAGAAGCAUGUGGAGACUGCCCAUCACAUACCUCUUUUGUUGCACGUCAUGGAUACUUUUUGAGUGACUUGAUAGUUUAAUGCAGUAUCUCUGUUUCUCCCAGAAUUGCUGUCAUGUGGGAUUCCUUUGUGUUCCACUCAUCCUUUCAAAUGCUUGCUUUUGUUUGCUGCUUUAUGUCUGUCUGCUUCUCAAUGAGGCCAUGCUCCUCCCAACACACACACACACACACUAGGUCUAGACCCACUAGGACCCUUCCCCCAGAGUAAACGGCCAAAUGACUGAGCCAACAUGUUUAUGUGGAGACCUUUAACUAACAAAGAAAGGGGCCUAGACCCGUCAAUCCCACUUGUGGCAUCCAGCACACAGCUACUCACUGGAGAGAGACAGUAGAAUCAGACGCUAUGGAGUCUGUGGUUCUGUUUGGAGCAGGGCUCUGCUCAGUUGAGCCUGAAACUUUGUUUUAUGCAUCUGCCCCAGAUUUAAUCCUAUAGAGGCAUUUAGAUUUUCCACAUGAAAGUAAAUGUUUGGAUUCAGUUCAGUUUACUUAUAGUGUACUGUACCUGACUUAUAAAAAUAUGCACAGUGAAGUUCACCUGACCUUACAUGAGAGCAUAAAGCAGAUUGAAACACUAUAUAUCACAGAUUCUCUAAUAUUUACCACUGUACACGCUGUUUUCUACCUCUCUCUUCAUCUCUCUUCUCACCUCCAUAGCUUUCCUGACGGUCAAAACAGUUUGAGUUUGACUGAGCACUAAGCAAAGUAAUUGAGGAAGGGAAGAAAAGUCUCAGCGUAGCCCGAGGGUGGAACCAGCUGUGGAACAUCAUGUCCACACAGCACAGCCAGAUGUAUAGAAGCAGCAGACUCUAUAGCAGGGUUUCCAACUGGCGGCUCGCGGGCUGAAUUUGGCCCGUGGGUGGUUUUAUUUGGUCCCCCAAGUCUUCUGAGCAAAGAUUUUCAUUGUUGGACAUAAAAGACUGUAAAAACACCAGGAAAUCAGCUCCAAGUGAUUUUAAUUUAGGAAAUCUGUUCCCAAGUAUUCCAACACAUGCUAGAGAGACCAUAUACAAAUGUAAGCAAGGUUUGAAAUGAUUAUGUUUUAAUCAAAUAUUAUAUCUGUUUGGGCUUCUUGCGGUCAAUUUGCAGUCUACAAAUGAUUUAUAAUUACAUUCUGGCUGCCCGACGAUCUCAAGAAAAAAUUGGCCCGUGCCGGAAUCUAGUUGAUGUUCCCUGCUGUAUAGGAUCUGUCUGCUGCCGCUGCUGCUGCACUCUACUGUCUGUCUGGAAGCUUCCUCUGAGUCAGGACCGAUAAGGUCUCAGUACAGCUCUGCAAGCUCUCAAUACUGACUGCCAAUGAGAAGUGUUUGGCAAAGACACAUUUAUUGGGUGGUUGAGCAGCCUAGAUGUUCAGUGUUGAUAAUGACUAUACCAUAAAGAAUAAUUUUGUAAGUAUGACAAUCUGCCAGACCUAGACUCGAAAAGUAGUCAACAAUUUUUCUCCCAAGCUUGCCUCAAAUCUCACUGUUUCUAGGUGGUGUAUUUCACUCGAUUCUUAUAUAAGAGAGGAAAAUCCAUGCUCACUGUUGCUUUGAUCAUUUAAUUGUUUUGUAAGUGCAUGAGCCAACAGCCUCCUCCCAUCCUUGUAUGACAGUAUUGUAAAAGUCAUACAACACACAACAAAUGUCAAAUGUUGUCAUUCUGUUUUACAAACUACCUAAUUGGAUCAAAGGUGGAACCAGGUCCCCAUGAGAAUGUGUUUUCAAAUGUAGAAAUACAUAUGCAUUGUAUAAACAAACAGCAGAGAGGUAGUGAAAAGCCACACAAGUGGUAGAAUUAUGGUUUGUGAAAUAAAAGCUGAUUGUGUAAUAAAAUUCUGCUGGCCACAGACCUGGUGCCAGUGGCUGAUUUACUGUGAUGCGAGGCCCAAGGCCGUGUGUGUGCUUGCGUGCGUGUGUUUGUACUGGGGUUGAAGGGUCGAGCUUGGACACUGCUCACCUUUCAAUUCCCCCCUGCUCUCCCACUGGGACAAGGAAGCUGUCACUGUUCUAGUGUGUGUGCGUUUGUGUGUGUAUUUAGGGGCACAUGCAAGUUUCUUCUCGUGAUGGCUGGAUGAAGAGCAGUCUGUGUUUGAUAGAGAAAGAGUGGUUGAGAUAACGCACUCUCUCCAUAGAAGGCUUCAGUAGUCUGAAAAUCAAAAGGAGGUAUCUGAGUCUGACAGAGAGGACUAAGAGAGAGGUGAGAGAGUCUCUCACUAUGCUGCGAAAUAAUGCAGGGAAUUAGGGGAAAGAGGGAGACGGGGCGGAGGCAGGGUGGUCGGUAGGCUUGUGUUGAGAACUACCCAGUGGCACUGAGCAGGUUAGUGAGUGAAGCCACAUUCCAGCCAUGCUCAAACAUUGUACCCUCCCCUCUCUCCCCCCACCUCCUUCCACUUCCCUCAGGACAACACUAAGCUGGCCGCAGGCCAAUGAUUGGACACAGGCCAGAACCCAGGCUAAUGAUUGAUUGAUGGAAUGUGACUCAGCCCUGUGAUUGGUCGCCAGAGGUCAUGACUCUGUGUUGUGACUGGAGGAGAAGGUUGAGGUCAUCCUUGGGGCAGUGUUCAGGAGUAACUCAGUAGCCUGGAGCUGAGUCUGUGGGCUGUUUAUGGGAAGUGCUUUUCCAGGUGGUGAAGGUGAACUGAAGAGAGAUGAUUUGUUGCUGUGUUUCGACAUAGAGAAUGUCAGGACUGUGACAACAGAGGCUGUUCUCUGAACUUUGUUUGUGUGAAAUAGCCUAAUAAAUAGAAUCCAUUAUUGUUUCUAUACUUUCCAUAUUACAUCUUUGAUGAUGAUAAUGUGAUGCACACACCAAGAAAUAUGAACCACAACAGAAAAGUCUGAACCACAACAAUCAUUUUUCAAUGAUACUGUAUAUGAUUGAGAAUACCAUCUAAACCAUGUGUGCCUUAGCUAUUAUUUACAUUUUAGUCAUUUAUCCAGAGCGACUUACAGUUAGUGAGUGCAUACAUUUUCAUACUGGCCCCAUGUGGGAAUCGAACCCACAACCCUGGCGUUGCAAACGCCAUGCUCUACCAACUGAGCUACACGGGACCUCGUUCAAGGACUCCAGUAACCCGAGCCACGGACUGUUCAAUCUGUUACCAUCUGGUCCUGGACCAAAAGGCUCUGAGACAGCUUCUAGGACCAGGCCAUCAGACUGCUGAAAAGCUAAACCUAGCUGUCUCCCUGCACAGACCUGCACCUUAGAGACUAUUUACACCAGAUAACCUAUACAUUAUUACCUUAGAAAUUAUUUGUACUGACUACCCACACAUCCAACACUUACACACAAAUGUACACAUAAACACACACUAAGAGCUCACACACACACACACAAAGUCAACUCUGCUGUUCUAAUAUAUACAACUGAUUCCACUGCCCACAUUAUAUUUGGAAAUCCAGUCCGUUAUUACUAUGCAUACUACCUUUUCUAUUACUUCUAAUAUUUGCUAUUUUUGACUUGACUCAUUGUUAUUAUUGAUGAAUGUACUGCAUUGUUGAUGGAGCUGGCACAUAAGCAUUUCAUUGCACCUUUUAUACCUGCUGUAAACUGUGUGUGACAAAUACAUUUGAUUAGAUUUAUGUAGUGUCGUUAUCACAGAGGAAUUCCAGCGGUUGCCAACAACAUUGUAAACUUUAAAGGACAUGAUGAGAAAUGUGUCUGUAUCUUAUAGCUCUCACUGUCAGUUUUUACAGGAUGAUGGUAUGUUGUGUUACUGGCUCUGCUGCAGAUCUUCUCUUUACGAGGCUGGGAUCUCGAUCUCUAUUCCAUAUCUCAGAGUCCCAUCCUCUGGUGGGGAGAUAGGUAGCAGGUGGAUGUUCUUCAGAAGUUUAAUGUUUUCAAAGAGUAUAAUGCCAUUAUAGUAAAAGAUAAACCAGGAGCGUUUUGGAGUUUUUUAAGUGCUGCCAACUCCAACAGGACCCUUGUUUCCAAAAAGCUCCCUUUCUACCGGAUAACAAUAUUGGAUCCAGCAUUCCAACCUCCAACUAUUUUCUCAGAGGGGGUGAUCUCUGUUCCAUCUCCUAGAAUGCCAUUGUGCUGUGUAGAAUAUUGCUGGGAGUGUAGAGCCUUGAUCCAACUGAGUGCAUGUGUGUCACCCCAGGCCUGAUCGGAGAUGAAUCUCAUCACUCUAAUUCUUCUGUCAGGUCUGGGGAGGAGGGCCCCAAUGGAUGUCUUUUUGAUCAUGUCAGGAGGGGAGCCUUUGACAUUUUGGGGAGUGUUUGUUUUACAGAAAGGACAGGUGAGGAAGACAGGAGAAGAUGUUGUGGGAUCUCUUUCUCUUUGUGGAUUAGAUCAUAUCGCUGGUACAUGGCUGGUACAUGGCUGGUAUGUGAGUGUGUGUUUGAUUAUCCUUAGUGCUCUGGCCCAGUGUCAGUCUGUUGGGGUCUGCAUGUGGUGGUGUGUGUAUCUGUGUAUUUCUACUAGCCUUGGGCCAGACUUGUGCUUAGUGAAGGCAGUAACUGAGUGACACAGGAACUCCAUUACUCAUACAACAGAGCCAGUACCACCUCCUAACUCACACAACAGAACAUACACUUCUGAUUCAUUCCACACACACCAUUUUCACCUAAGGAGUGUUAAUACUCAGUCAGUGGUUUCCUCAGAAAACCUGAGAGGAGAUGGAACUAUCCCCAGACCUGUGUCUGCCAGCAGAGAGAACAGCUCCAUGUCCACUGCCAGGAGUUGUGGCUGUACUCAGAACAGCCCUGGCCAUGUGUCAGUGUCAGCGAAUCCCCAGAGGAGAACCGAAACAUAUCAGAGUCCUCACAUAGAGGGGCCUGUUAGCAUGGAAGUGAUUGUCUCUUGACCAAUAGUUCCAGAGGUGGAGUUGGAAAAAAUUGUGAAUUUUUCUUCCUGCAUGCCCAUCUAUUCCAGCAUAUAUUAGCAGGCCAACAAUUGAUUUGGCUAAUGCUGAAAUAGACUGGCAUCCAGACAGGCAAAGCAUUCAAUUUCUCUUCAGAAAGACCGAGAGAGAAAGAGAGGUGAGAGAGAGAGAGAGAGAGAGAGAUGGGGAAACUAGGUAAAGUGUUUUGAGGGAUGUUACAAGGACAGGACAUUAUGUAUUACAUUAUGUAUUCAGCAGUGGCCGGAAGGCCCUCAUGUUGUCACAGAGGAACUAUAAUUUUAGCCAAGUCUGUCUGUCUGUGUGUGUCAUCACCCUGGCUUAACCACAGAGACACACUGUACUACCUCUUUUCACGUUAUCCUACUCUAUAUCCCUCCUUUUCUCCCUCUCUCCUUCCCUCCCUUGCCUCUCUCUCUGUCUUUCUCAUUUACCCUUACUAAUAAAAUUAUUGUGAUUGUGUGUUUUACUAUCACUUUGCGUUUAUCUAGACGUCACUGAGUAGGAAAUACUUUUUUUGCUGUCUGUGUAUUUCAUGUGAGUGACUAAGUGUGGAAAAUGACAUGUUAGGGACCAGGGUAUUCAAUGUAUGUCAAAAUCGACCGUGUAAAUGUAUGGGUGAACGUGAUUUGCAGGUAGCAUAGUGGUUAAGAGCAUUGUUGGUUCGAAUCCCUGAGAGAACUAGGUGAAAAAUCUGUCAAUGUGCUUUUGAGCAAGGCACUUAGCCCUAGUUCCUCCUGUAAGUUGCUCUGUAUGAGAGUGUCUGCUAAAUGACUCAAAUUUAUAUUUUUUGUGCAGGACGUAUGUGGGGUAGGACAGAGGGCAAGGACACAGAGAUUCUUCUGACUGAUUAUAUUUGGAAGCCUGGGGGGAGGGGAGUUACUGCAGAGUGAAUGUACACACACACACAUAGGUACAGUGAUUUAUAUCUGUUAACACUAGCUACAGUAAAAGGGCAUAUCCAAUGCAGAUACGGUGGAAGGAAUUUAGGCCUCGUAACUUUCACUUGAGUGUUUGUUCAGUGUUUUUGGGCCAGGUGUAACCCUUCCGUCCCCUGACCCCUCCCAUUGAUCUCUCUCAAUGUCAGCUCAUCACACCCCCUCCUCACUGAUGAAUGGCAUAACCAUUCCAGGUGGGACUGAUAGAUAGAGGAGAGAGGGAUAGAGAGAGAAAGAGAUGGUAAGGGUGUGUAGGUGAAACCUAAUAGCAUGUGGUGUCCAGAUGAGGAUCAUAAAGAGAGAAGGUAGAGAUGCGGCGCUCCAGGACUGAAAAUAAUAAGCCAGGGAGUUACUGUAAACCUCAAAGAGGGUAGAGUGGAUGAACAAAGUGACGGAUGAGUGAAAAGAGGGAGGGAGGAAGACAGGAUGAGUGUCCAGUCCAAACCCCCAGAGCACCGGAUUGUUAAACGCCUUCAAAACUCAGCAGGAGCUGACACUUUAACACUCUCUCUCAAACAUACAGAACACACACACAUGCACAGAAGUGCUAAAACACACACACGUUAUGCCGCUAUGUGCACUUAUGAGUGUACAGAUUUCUUUUUAAAAAGAUACAAGCACAUUUUUCCAUCCGCACAUUAUUGCCAUUGAAUUCCAGGCUUGGCUGCAGUGCAUGUGAGUGUGGUUAGGGGAAUGUGGGGAUGGCCAGGGACUCAAGCUACUGCUCUACACCCUCCUUGGCUGAUUCAGCCCUGGGGAGAGGAAAUUGAGAAGCCUGGAAAGGAUAGAUCCUGCUGGAAACAGGACAUGCAUGUGUGGAAUAAGAGAUGGAGAGAGGAGAUGGAAUGAUGAAGAUUCACCUAAAUAAAUGAAAGAAGAGACACAAAGGUGAAAGAUAGAAAACCCGGCCUGUGUGCCUGCCUGUCCUCUGCCUGUACAGGCCCAUAGAAUCCAAACACGCGCUCACACACAUACCAACUGUUAUCUUACACAAGGAAAAAUGAGAUGCUGCUUCCGUAAUAGAAAAUAUCAUACUGUACUUAUAAUACAGAGCUGUGUGUUAUGGCUGAAAGGGGCUGUGCUAGUGAAGAAUGAAGUACAGUCAGAAACCUUCAACUGCUAGAUGGUUGAAUAGGCUCCUUCUGGAAUUAUGGCCAGAUGUGAAAACGUUAGCAUUUUAGUGGGGAAUGUGGAAACCUAACCUAACUCUCAUCUGUUUGUUUGUCUGUGUUCUAAUGAGCAUGGUGAGGAAUUUACUAAAUAGGUUUUAGUUAGUAUGAGAUACAAUCCAUCUAACAUAUUUGUCUCUGUGACCUCACUGACUUGUGUAAGGAUGGCAAGGGAACAAAGGAAUGAAAUGUAAACGCAUGCUCCUGCAUGCACACGCACACAAACACACAUGCACACGCACACAAACACACAUGCACACAAACACACAUGCACACGCACACAAACACACAUGCACGCGUCCUCAUACAGAACAUAUGGCGGUUCUUCUGUUUCUGAGCUUAUCACAGAUCCACCCUAUUCAAAUCCUAGCCCAGAGCUACUGUAUGUCUUUCAUUUGAAAAUGACAGGUACCAACACAUUUAUUUCCUCCAGCAAUAUGGAAUUUCAUGGUUGAAAAAGACAUGUCAAAGAGUGUGCACAUCCACUCAUUACCUCCACUAAAGGUGUUUUUACCCAGUGACAAAGACAAACACCAGUUGUCAGAAGCAGGACUCAUCCUUUACAGCACGUGUUAAACUCAUUCCACGGAGGGCCGAGUGUCUGCGGGCUUUCACUCCUCCCUUGUACUUGAUUGAUGGAUUAAGGUCACUGAUUAGUAAAUAACUCCCCUCACCUGGUUGUCUAGGUCUUAAUUGAAAGGAAAAACCUGCAGUCGCUGGGCCCUCCGUGGAAUGAGUUUGACACCCCUGCUUUACAGUUUACAUCCACAUACCGAGUCGUGCAAACACACACACUCACUGUUUUGAAAUGCCUGACAUUACCAUAAAACAUACACUACCGGUCAAAGGUUUUAGAACACCUACUCUAAUUCAAGGGUUUUUCUUUAUUUUUACUAUUUUCUAAAUUGUAGAAUAAUAGUGAAGACAUCAAAACUAUGAAAUAACACAUAUGGAAUCAUGAAGUAACCAAAAAAGUGUUAAACAAAUCCAAAUAUAUGUUAUAUUUGAGAUUCUUCAAAUAGCCACCCUUUGCCUUGAUGACAGCUUUGCACACUCUUGGCAUUCUCUCAACCAGCUUCACCUGGAAUGCUUUUCCAAAAGUAUUGAUGGAGUUCCCACAUAUGCUGAGCACUUGUUGGCUGCUUUUCCUUUCACCCUGUGGUCCGACUCAUCCCAAACCAUCUCAAUUUGGUUGAGGUUGGGGGAUUGUGGAGGCCAGGUCAUCUGAUGCAGCACUCCAUCACUCUCCUUCUUGGUAAAAUAGCCCUUACACAGCCUGGAGGUGUGUUGGGUGAUUGUCCUGUUGAAAAACAAAUGAUAGUCCCACUAAGCCCAAACCAGAUGGGAUGGCGUAUCGCUGCAGAAUGCUGUGGUAGCCAUGCUGGUUAAGUGUGCCUUGAAUUCUAAAUAAAUCACAGACAGUGUCACCAGCAAAGCACCCCCACACGAUAACACCUCCUCCUCCAUGCUUUACGAUGGGAAAUACACAUGCGGAGAUCAUCCGUUCACCCACACGCGUCUCACAAAGACACGGCGGUUGGAACCAAAAAUCUCAAAUUUGGACUCCAGACCAAAGGACACAUUUCCACCGUCUUAAAGUUAUGAUGGACUGUUGUUUCUCUUUCCUUAUUUGAGCUGUUCUUGGCAUAAUAUGGACUUGGACUUUUACCAAAUAGGGUUAUCUUCUGUAUACCCCCACUACCUUGUCACAACACAACUGAUUGGCUCAAACGCAUUAAGAAGGAAAGAAAUUCCACAAAUUAACUUUUAACAAGGCACACCUGUUAAUUGAAAUUCAUUCCAGGUGACUACUUCAUGAAGCUGGUUGAGAGAAUGCCAAGAGUGUGCAAAGCUGUCAUCAAGGCAAAGGGUGGCUAUUUGAAGAAUCUCAAAUAUAAAAUAUAUUUUGAUUUGUUUAACCCUUUUUUGGUUACUACAUGAUUCCAUAUGUGUUAUUUCAUUGUGUUGAUGUCUUCACUAUUAUUCUACAAUGUAGAAAAUAGUAAAAAGAAAGAAAAACCCUUGAAUGAGUAGGUGUUCUAAAACUUUUGACCGGUAGUGUAUAUGUAUACCUCCUCACACAGGCUCAAACAUGAACGAACUCACACACACACACACACGCCACUGACACACACAGGGUUGUUAUUAACACAAGGAUUACCCCUGUGGUCCUUCAGGCAGUAAGGCCUACAUUCUCUCUCCAGCUGGACUGGCUCUGUCUGUCUGGGUGUUAAUAACAAGUCAACUGUCUGUGACAAAAUUGUGUCUACAGUGUUAUCUCAUGGUGAACAGUGUUAGCAGCGGUUUUGUAAAAUGGGUGUUUAUACACUGCUAUCUCUGGUCUGUCUGCACUCUAACAUAGGGUGAGAGUUUAUCCGGAGAGGUUACAGCCAAGAAUAUUACAGCAAGCAGUGGAAAACUCCAGUUUGUGUGUGUGUGUGCUUGCCAUCAGUGACACAGCGUCCUCUCUACAGAUACACUGGCCUCUCUCUCUCUCUCUCUAUUGCCUUUUUCCUCCAUUAAGCACAUAUUAGAUGCAGAGAAAGAGUGUACUGUAGUUAUCAUCUCAAGGCCAUAGGCUAUUACUGUCGGGCUACAACUAGAAGUGAUAGGGUGAUAGCGUGGGGUGAGAAAGAAAGGGUGAGUGUGUGACUGGAGGAGUGUGUGAGAGUUAGGGUAGGUGUGAGUAUGUGUGAGGACAGGUCACACGGUGUGCAGACAGUGGCAGCAGUGUGUGAGGAUAGGAUGGAGGUGUUCCAGCUGCAGUACUGUACGCUAUGGCCUGUUUGUCCAUCGCUCCUUUUACUCUGCGGUUUGUAUUUACAGCCUUUCUACCAUGGAGCUUUCCACAAUGUCCCCCGGACCUGACUCACACAGGACACUGUGUGUGUCCAUGUUUUGAUCCUACACACACAGGAUCAGCUGCAGCUAUGUUGCUGUGUCAUGUCGACACAUUAUCUUGAUAUGUUAUGUAGAAAGUUAGUGCUUAAAUGUCUUGUUUCUGCAUUGUUAUGUGUGUUGUGUUGAUAUAGUGUCCCAUGUUAUGUUGUGUCCCAGGGCAGCGACAGACCACAGUGUGGACAACAGCACAGCCAUGCUGAGGGAGUGGCUGAAGCAGGCCCAGGACCAGUACCACUAUGUGGAGUGGAGACCCAUGGAGGAGCCCAAGUAAGUCUACUUUACUCUCUGCUCAGUCUCCCCCAGCCUCUGACCACGCCCCCCCCCAGUGUCUGACCAGUCUCAGGGAAUCUCACCCCACCCCUUCUGUUCAGGUUCACAUUCCUUCAUUUUCUACAUCUUUGAAGUUCACUGCUCAUUAAGGGAUGGUGAAUAUGAGGUACUGACCGUAAAGCUUUUUGUCCUGUCUUCAGGUCCUAUACAGAUGAGUGGGGGCCCAAGCACUGGCCUCCGUCCCGCUUCAACCAUGUGAUGAAGCUGAGGCAGGCUGCUCUGAAGGCAGCACGGGAACGCUGGGCAGAUUAUAUACUGGUGAGACAGAGAUAAUAUUAUACCUGUGAGAUUACGUGUGACUUUAGUUAGUGGUAUAAUUGUAUGUGAAUGAUGAUACCUGCUUUCUCUCUGUCUCCGGUUGUCUUAGAUUGUAUACCUGCAAUAUUACAUGUAUGUUAGAUUACGUUCUGUGAGAUUAUCCUGUUCUGUCAUUCUCCGUGUAUCUAGUUUGCAGACAGUGAUAACCUGCUGACCAACCCCAGGAUCCUGAACCUGCUCAUGGCUGAGAACCUGACUCUGGUUGCUCCCAUGCUAGAGUCCCGCUCUCUCUACUCCAACUUCUGGUGUGGCAUCACUCCCCAGGUAAACAACCUGCAAUAGCCAUGUAGCCCCAGAUAGACCUCACUCCUCUCUAUGCGCCCUCUCUCUCAGUCAGCAAGCAAGUGAAUGUUAUGACCAUUUGGUUUCUGUUCUUCACAUACCUUCCACACCUCUUAAAGUGAUGCUCCAGAACUUUUGUAUAAUUUCAGCCAGUUGUUUUGAAAGUGCUGCUCACGAGCCAAAAUGGGUCCCCGAUUUCUGUGCACUAUGUCAUCCAAUUGUGUACUACGUCAUCCAUAUCAUAUGAUAUGUUACGUCCUGCAAUUAUUGUAUUUUUUUUGCAAUUCGUAUGUUACGAAUCUAAUUCGUACAAUAUUUUACGAGUUUGUUGUGCUCAAGAUCCCGGAUUGCAUCUUUAAGACCAAUUCUCUAUCUCCAUUUCCCGUCCCCCUCUCCCACCCUCUCUCCUUUCAACCCCCUCUCUCCAUCCCUUUAUCUCUGACUCCCAGGGUUACUAUAAGCGUACUCCAGACUACCAGCCAAUCAGGGAGUGGAAGCGUCUGGGUUGCUUCGCCGUACCCAUGAUGCACUCUACCUUCCUGUUGGACCUGAGGCGUGACGCCAGUCGGGAGCUAGCCUUCUACCCCCCUCACCCUGACUACAGCUGGGCCUUCGAUGACAUCAUGGUGUUCUCCUUCUCCGCCCGACAGGCAGGUCAGAGUUUAACUCCCUCCCACCCCCCGCCAUGUGUGGUCACCAUGAUCCUGUCCAGACACAACACCCUAGUACAUGUUGUUGGAUGUGUUGUAAAAACAUAGCCCUGAGUACAAGACACUAUAGCUCCCCCACCCAUGUACCAACUGUGUAAACAGUCAUACAGCCUCGUUCAGAAACAACCCCUAGUUCCGACCACCAACACAGUGUAAUCAAAGUCCUUAUGGCUCCACCCAGCUUUCCAUUCAGGCCCAGGGGGUAUUGUAGGAAGCUCUUGCCAUAUUAUUAUAUUCUCCUGUCCAAUUGCUUCAGAUCUGCAAAUACGAAAGGGGCUAGGGGAGAGCAAGGGUAGUUCUCUGUGUUUUAAUAGUUCUGAGGGUACUUCUGUGUCUUGUGUUGAAGACCUGUUUUACAAUAGAACCCACCGUGUGUUUAAUGGAGGGAGUCAAGGCAGGCUGGGUAUUUGGCACCAGAUGUGUGUCUUUCUGACUUGACUGAUUGUGUGGGAUUAUUUGAUGUGGCUAAUGAUCUGUAUGGUACAAACAGAAAUAGUAAACACAUAACUAUCAAAUACAUAACACGAAUGCACAAACACUUACACACAAUAAUACACACUAACAUACACUAACAAACACACACAACUCUCACACACAUUGCCACACACAGGGCCAUGCUCUUUAAAAGUUUCCAGUAGUAAUGGGUUUUAGUAUAUUCCUCUUUAUAUCAUUGUGCUUAAUGAGUCUUCCUGUGGAUAUACAGUAUGUGACAUUCUUUAUGCUUAGCUGUGUGUGGCUGCAGUUUGUCUACCAGCAUGCACUUGAUCGCAGAUACAGUGCCUUCGGAAAGUAUUCAGACCCCUUGACUUUUUCCACAUUUUGUUACGUUACAGCCUUAUUCUAAAAUGGAUUAAAUAAAACAUUUUCCUCAGCAAUCUACACACAAUACCCCAUAAUGACAAAGGGAAAACAGGUUUUUAGACAUUUUUGCAAAUUUAUAAAAUAAAAUAAAAUACAGAAAUACCUUAUUUACAUAAGUAUUCAGACCCUUUGCUAUGAGACUCGAAAUUGAGCUCAGGUGUAUCCUGUUUCCAUUGAUCAUCCUUGAGAUGUUUCUACAACUUGAUUGGAGUCCACCUGUGGUAAAUUAAAUUGAUUGGACAUGAUUUGUAAAGGCACACACCUGUCGAUAUAAGGUCCCACAGUUGACAGUGCAUGUCAGAGGAAAAUCCAAGCCAUGAGGUCGAAGGAAUUGUCCGUAGAGCUCCGAGACAGGAUUGUGUCGAGGCACAGAUCUGGGGAAGGAUCCCAAAAAAUUUCUGCUGCAUUGAAGGUCCACAAGAACACAGUGGUCUCCAUCAUUCUUAAAUGGAAGAAGUUUGGAACCACUAAGACUCUUCCUAGAGUUGGCCGCCCGCCAAACUGAGCAAUCGGUGGAGAAGGGCCUUGGUCAGGGAGGUGACCAAGAACCCGAUGGUCACUCUGACAGAGCUCUAGAGUUCCUCUGUGGAGAUGGGAGAACCUUCCAGAAGGACAACCAUCUCUGCAGCACUCCACCAAUCAGGCCUUUAUGGUAGAGUGGCCAGACGGAAGCCACUCCUCAGUAAAAGGCACAUGACAGCCCGCUUGGAGUUUACCAAAAGGCACCUAAAGACUCUCAGACCAUGAGAAACAAGAUUCUCUGGUCUGAUGAAACCAAGAUUGAACUCUUUGUCCUGAAUGCCAAGCGUCACAUCUGGAGGAAACCUGGCACCAUCCCUACGGUGAAGCAUGGUUGUAGCAGCAUCAUGCUGUGGGGAUGUUUUUCAGGGGCAGGGACUGGGAGACUAGUUAGGAUUGAGGAAAAUAUUAAUGGAGCAAAGUACAGAGAGAUCCUUGAUGAAAACCUGCUCCAGAGCGCUCAGGACCUCGGACUGGGGCGAAGGUUUACCUUCCAACAGGACAACAACCCUAAGCACACAGCCAAUACAAUGCAGUAGUGGCUUCGGUACAAGUCUCUGAAUGUCCUUGAGUGGCCCAGCCAGAGCCCAGACUUGAACCCAAUCGAACAUCUCUGGAAAGACCUGACAAUAGCUGUGCAGCAACGCUCUCCAUCCAACCUGACAGAGCUUGAGAGGAUCUGCAGAGAAGAAUGGAAGAAACUCCACAGAUACAGGUGUGCCAAGCUUGUAGCGUCAUACCCAAGAAGACUCAAAGCUGUAAUCGCUGCCAAAGGUGCUUCAACAAAGUACUGAGUAAAGGGUCUAAAUACUUAUGUAAAUGUAUAUAUUUCAUUUUUGUAUUUGUAAUAAAUUAGCAAACAUUUCUAAAAACCUGUUUUUGCUUUGUCAUUAUGGGGUAUUGUGUGUAGAUUGAUGAGUGAAAAAAGCGAUUUAAAUCAAUUUUAGAAUAAGGAUGUAACGUAACAAAAUGUGGAAAAAGUCAAGGGGUCUGAAUACUUUCCGAAGGCACUGUACAAUCAGGUUACAGUGUUUUUGUGUAUAGCAGUGUUUUUUCCAGAUGUCCAGAUGUCAGUGGGUUUUUGAUUAACUCUGUGUGACUGUGUGUUGACAGAUGUGCAGAUGUACGUGUGUAACAGAGAACACUAUGGCUUCCUGCCGGUUCCACUGAAGGCCUCGCAGAAUGUUGACGAGGAGAAGGAGAGCUUCACACACACCAUCGCUGAGGCCAUGAGUAAGCACACACAAACACGCACACACACACUACUUUCUAAAUCAAAAUAAACACCCCUUUUACUUUGUCAGAUUUCUAUAUCUCCUUCAAAAGGAUCCUUCAUCUCUGUUAUCUCCCAUUUUACUAUCGCCUCUUCUCUGACCUCACUGCCAACACAUCACAAACUGUCUUGUAACACAGAAUUUAAAGAGUCCCCCUAAAGAUGGUCCACUAACCCUGACUCAAGCCUUAACCCUGAACGUAUCCCUAACCCUUACCCUAAGGCCUAAGCCAAAACCUAUCCUUAACCCUGAAUUUAUCCCUAACCCUUACCCUAAGGCAUAGGCCAAAACCUAUCCUUAACCCUGAACUUAUCCCUAACCCUUACGCUAAGGCCUAAGCCAAAACCUAUCCUUAACCCUGAACUUAUCCCUAACCCUAAGGCCUAAAUCUAUCCUUAACCCUGAACUUAUCCCUAAUCCUUACCCUAAGGCCUAAGCCAAAACACAUCCUUUACCCUGAACUUAUCACUAACCCUAAGGCCUAAGCCAAAACCUAUCCUUAACCUUGACCUGAUGCUUAUCACCAGAGUUACAGUUGAUCGUCUUUGAGUAUCUAUAGACCUUCACUCUUUCCUUCUACCUCUAGAACAGUCUCAGGCCUGCUGCAGUGCCUUACUAACUCUUUGUUUCUCUCUCUUUUUCCUUCCUCCCUUCCGCCUCUCACCCUCCCACAGUUUUCUCUCUGCUGAUGGAAAUGCUAAAUAAACCAGUGUGACCCUAGAGGAAAUACUCUCUCUGAUUCCAUGCUGCUGUAUUAACUCUAACUCUGACUCCUCUGUCUUUAUUAACAGUUGACCACAACAUAGCGCCCUCAGAGUACCUGUACAAUCCCCAUAUGCCGCAGGACAAGAUGGGCUUUGAUGAGGUACAGUAAGACACUGGCCCUGACUGUUUAGAGGAAUUGGUUUAUAUUGAGAGUUCAUCUGUCUUUCUUUGAUGUGACAUUCAUUUCUCCCCCUCCCUUUCCUGCUCUUCCUUCCUCCACUACCCCCAUGUCUCUCCCCUCCUUCCUACGCUGGCCCCUCGCUCUCUAUUCCUCCUGAUUGCUUCCUCACUAUCUGCCCCCUCCUUCCCUCCGUCUCAGAUCUUCCUGAUCAAUCUUAAACGUCGUCUGGACAGGAGACAGAGGAUGUUGAGCACCAUGGCCUCUCUGGGUCUGCAGGCCACCCUCACUGACGCAGUGGAUGGCAAGUAGGUCUCACACAUACACAUACACACAGGACUGCACAGCUGCAUGGGACACUAUGGUUUACAUUAGUUCUCUGUUCAUCGAUCACAAUCCCUCUCUUUCUCUCAGGGCUCUGAACACUUCUCAGCUGCAGACGUUGGGUAUAGAGAUGAUUCCAGGUUAUAAGGACCCAUACUCUGGCCGUGUUCUAACCAGAGGAGAGAUAGGCUGCUUCCUCAGCCACCACUCCACCUGGGUACAGGUGUGCUCAACCAACCUCACUAAAUCAAAUCAAAUAUUACUCCUCACAUACACAGCAGGUAUAAAAUGUGCAGAGAAAUGCUUGUGGGCCAGCUCCCUCUACAUUGUAGUACAAUAAUCUAUAUCAAUAAUAGUCAAAUAAAAAAUAGAAUAGCCUGAUAUGUACACAAUAGGAUAUACAGUAUACUGUAGAUAAUGAAUGUGCUAUGUCAAGUAUGACUGUAUUUACAAAUAGAAAAUGGGUAGUGUGUUUGUCGCGCAGUUGAAAAGAUGAUAUAUAAUAGAACAGCAACGUUGACUGCACAGUAUGUGUGUGUGGGAGUCUGUGUGCUUGUUUAUGGGUGGUUGUGUGUGUUUGUGUGUAAGGGUUGGAUGUGUGGAGAGUCAGAGCAAAUAGUCUCUAAGGUGCAAAUAGUCUCUACGGUGCAGAUAGUCACUAAGGUGCAUAUAGUCUCUAAGGUGCAGGCCUGUGCAGGGAGACAGCUAGGUUUAGCUGUUCAGCAGUCUGAUGGCCUGGUGGUAUAAGCUGUCUUGGAGCCUGUUAGGCCGAGACCCGAUGCUCCAAUACUGCUUGCCAGAUGGUAACAGAGUGAACAGUCCAUGGCUCGGGUGACUGGAGUCCUUGACGAUCUUCCGAGCCUUCCUCAAACACCGCCUGGUGUAGAUGUCCUGGAGGGCUGGGAGCUUGCCCCCAGUGAUGUAUUGGGCCGUCCGCACCAUCCUCUGUAGAGCCUUGCGGUUGAGGGCAGUACAGUUGCCAUACCAGGCGGUGAUGCAGCCGGUGAAGAUGCUCUUGAUGGUGCAGCUGUAGAACUUGAGAAUUGAGGGCCCAUGAGGCGCUGUUACGCCUUCUUCACCACAGUGUCGGUGUGAUUGACCCAUGUCAGGUCCUCUGUGAAGAGGAACUUGAAGCGUUUGACCCUAUCCAUUGCAGCCUGUCGAUGUCAAUAGUGGUUGUGUCCUCUUGCAUAUUUGUGACUCCGGCUUAUUCUCUGUGCUGUUGUCAGAUGGCGGAGCGUGGUCUUUCCAAGGUGCUGGUGCUGGAGGAUGAUGUGAGGUUUGAGCCCAGAUUUAAGAGGCGAAUGAUGACCAUCAUGGAGGAAGUAGAGAAGGCCCAGCUGGACUGGGAUCUCAUGUAAGAACGAUGUAACAAGUAGCAUUGUUAUGAUGUGUAAUUAUUAAUUGUGAGCUUAUGUAUUUUUUAAAUUAUUGUUAUUUAUUUAUUUAACCUUUAUUUAACCAGGUAAGCCAGUUGAGAACAAGUUCUCAUUUACAACUGCGACCUGGCCAACAUAAAGCUAAGCAGUGCAAUAAAAACAACAACACAGUUACAAGUCAAAAAUACAACAGAAAAUAUAUAUACAGUGUGUGCGAAUGUAGUAAAUUAUGGAGGUAAGGCAAUAAAUAGGCCAUAGUGCAAAAUAAUUAUUAACACUGGAACGAUAGAUGUGCAAAAGAUGAUGUGCAAAGAGAGAUACUGGGGUGCAAAUUAGCAAAAUAAAUAACAAUAUGGGGAUGAGGUAGUUGGAUGGGCUAAUUUGGAUGUGCAGGUGCAGUGAUCGGUAAGGUGCUCUGACAAUUGACGCUUAAAGUUAGUGAGGGAGAUAAGAGUCUCCAGCUUCAGAGAUUUUUGCAGUUCGUUCCAGUCAUUGGCAGCAGAGAACUGGAAGGAAUGGCGGCCAAAGGAGGUGUUGGCUUUGGGGAUGACCAGUGAGAUAUACCUGCUGGAGCGCAGACUACGGGUGGGUGUUGCUAUGGUGACCAGUGAGCUAAAAUAAAACAGGGAUUUGCCUAGCAGUGAUUUAUAGAUUACCUGGAGCCAAUGGGUUUGGCAACGAAUAUGUAGUGAGGGCCAGCCAACAAGAGCGUACAGGUCACAAUGGUGGGUAGUAUAUGGGGCUUUGGUGACAAAACGGAUGGCACUGUGAUAGACUACAUCCAAUUUGCUGAGUAGAGUGUUGGAGGCUAUUUUGUAAAUGACAUCGCCGAAGUCAAGGAUCGGUAGGAUAGUCCGUUUUACGAGGGCAUGUUUGGCAGCAUGAGUGAAGGAGGCUUUGUUGCGAAAUAGGAAGCCGAUUCUAGAUCUAACUUUUGAUUGGAGAUGCUUAAUGUGAAUCUGGAAGGAGAGUUUACAGUCUAACCAGACACCUAGGUAUUUGUAGUUGUCCACAUACUCUAGGUCAGACCAGCCGAGAGUAGUGAUUCUAGUCGGGUGCAAGCAGCGUUUGGUUGAAGAGCAUGCAUUUAGUUUUACUAGUGUUUAAGAGCAGUUGGAGGCUACGGAAGGAGUGUUGUAUGGCGUUGAAGCUCGUUUGGAGGUUUGUUAACACAGUGUCCAAUGAAUGUGUGUGUUUUUUCUCUCUCUAGAGAGAGCAGUAAGAGGAGAGCAGAGAGAGAGGAGAGAAGCGAGAGAUAGAGAGAGAGAGAGAGAGAGAGAGCAGCGCGAGAGCGAGAGAGCGAGAGAGAGGAGUAGACGAGAGAGACGAGAGACUAGAGAGAGCUCGCUCUAGAUCUCUCUCUCUCUCUCUCUAUCUCUCUUAUCUCUCUCUAUCUCUCUUCGCUCUCUAUCUCGCUCUCUAUUCUCUACUCUCUCUCUCUCUCUCUCUCUCUCUCUCUCUCUCCAGCUAUGUGGGGCGUAAGCGUAUGCAGGUGCGUCAGCCGGAGCGUUCAGUGGAAGGGGUUAAUAACUUGGUGGAGGCGGACUACUCUUAUUGGACGCUGGGCUAUGCUCUGUCAGCGCAGGGCGCCAAGAAACUGCUGGCUGCUCAGGCCUUCAGCAAGAUGUUACCUGUUGAUGAGUUCCUCCCCGUCAUGUUCAACAAACACCCCAAGUAAGGGACUGGCUGACUGCACCGAGGCUAACACAAACAGGGGGACAGACAGGGAGACAGACAGGGGGACAAGAGAAAAAUUUUCAGGUUUACAGCUUAUUUCCUGCAAUUCUACACAUUUUGCCAUAGGGUGGAGGCAAAUGUUUGCAGUUUUUAAUAUGAUCAAUGGGCCCCACCCCGGUUGGUAAUUCCACCACACUUAUUACAUGUUUAGAUAGCUGGCCACUAGACUAAUUUACCAAUCUAAAAACAAUUGUGUAUUCUAUUAUUCUAACACUUAACAGUAACUCUGUGGUAUGGUGAGUGGUGUUCCUUAUUGGUGCUUUAGAGUUACACCACCCUACCCCCUUUCGUCCUCUUCUUUCUCCCUCACACAUUCUCUUCAACCCAUUUCCCCCACUCCAUCUCUCUCUUGCACUCUCCUUUUCUCUCGCUCUCUUUUUCUCUUCACCUCUGUCUCCCCAUCUCUCUCUCCUGUAUAGAGUGGGUCCCUGAUACACAGGCCAGGGAUUGUUCCUAGGGAUCAAUGGGUACUCUCUGUCUCUGCACCCUGCCCUCUGCCUCUCCUUGCUACCCUGCCACUUUUCUCCCUCCCUUUCUCAUGUCUCUCCCCUACCUCUCUCUCUCCUUGUCUCUCUCUCUUUUUCUUUCUUUGAGGAAUGUGGGACCGGAAUGUUUUUUCCUGCUGCUGGUGAGAGGGACAGGAUUCCCAUUGAGCCAGAGCUGAGUAUGGGGGUGGGGUGUAGAUUUGUGUGUGUGUGUGUUACUAUAUAAAUACGCAGGAGUGAGUGUGUAUGUGCGAGUGUGUGUAUGUAUAUCCGUGCGUGUGCAUGCUUCUGUGUAUUCGUUUGUAUGCGUGCGUGCAUGUCUGUGUGAGUAGAAAUCACUAUGUAAAUAUAGACCAGAGCAUGUCAGAGAGAGAGAGAGAGUUAGGGAUGCCCUGGGGUCUCUCCUCUGCUCUGCCAACUCUGAGAGGAUCAAACACUCAGACUAAGUCCAGCCUCUCAGGGUUCAACUCCCUGGCCAGUAAUAAAGGCAUCAGUUUACUCUCUCUGUGCUGGCACUGUCUAAACAGCUGCAGGGGGGCUGACCUCUACCAGCUGACCUCUGGCUGACAGGGCCUGACUGAUUGAAGGUGACGUGUCGCUCCUCUCUCCCCUCUGCACCUCUUUACCACUCUCUGGCUCCCUUUGAUGACAUGUUAAAGUGUCAUGAUCAGCGCUCCUUUCUGACAGAUGCUGGAAGUCUCUGCCCUCCCACUGGCUCACUUUGAUGACAUGUACACAGUGCUCUCUGAUUAUGUGUUUCUGACCUCUCUGUGAUCCAAUCUCUCUCACUACAGAGUCCAUGCUUAACUUUGACCAAGUGGUGCUGAUUCAGCAGUGCUGAAUUACCAUAUAUGACCCUCUCCUUUCUGUCCACCCCUAUCAUUUUGCAUGGUGCACUAAACAGUUUACUCUGUCCUCCUCUCUCCCUUAGUGUGUGAUUCUCUUUGAUGACGUGUCAUGUAACCCUCUUCCCUCUCUCUCCAUCAGUUCUGACUUCAUGUCUCACUUUGAGCCUCGGGACCUGAAGGCCUUCUCUGUGGAGCCCCUCCUCCUCUACCCCACCCACUACACGGGCGAGCCAGGCUAUGUCAGCGACACAGAGACCUCCACCAUCUGGGACGACGAGGCCACUGCCACCGACUGGGACCGCCAGUACCAGCACGCCAGGAAGACAGAACAGCAAGGCCGCAUCCACACCGUGGCCCAGAACAGU